Messenger RNA from Amphiprion ocellaris (clown anemonefish), 3038 nucleotides. RefSeq names its product oxidative stress induced growth inhibitor 1 (gene osgn1). The coding region runs from base 160 to 1815 and encodes 551 amino acids. Lineage: Eukaryota; Metazoa; Chordata; Actinopteri; Pomacentridae. The transcript has 8 exons. The record is from RefSeq and is a predicted model, not a curated record.
CCGGGCGGCAGCUGUACGGUUGCGCAGCACAUGUGCGGAAGAAGAAAGCGGUGACAUGACGGAGUGAGAGGCUGCUGCUAGAAGAAGGCAGACUAACCCACAUCCUCUUCUCCUCUGGAAGGAUACUGAAGCAGCUCGGCACCAGGACGUUUCUUUGAAAUGGAUCUUCAUGAUAACAAGAUUCUCCCUGGAGAGAUUUUGCCUGUGGUGAUAAUUGGUAAUGGCCCAUCAGGGAUCUGUCUGUCAUACCUGCUGUCAGGUUACACCCCCUACCUGUCAACUGAGGCAUCGCAUCCCAACCCACUGCUGCACAGCAAGCUGGAAGAACAACCUCACCUGGCCCUGCUGGAGCAGGAUCUGGAGUACCUGUGCGAGGGCCUGGAGGGCCGAUCAUCCAAUCCUGUGGCGGUGCUUUUUGAUUCACUGCUGCUGCCUGACAGUGACUUUGGAUUGGACCACACCUCUCCGUUGGAAUGGCGAUACGAGCCGGAGCGUGCGAUACCUCACCUAGUGCUGGGGAAGGGUCCGCCGGGAGGAGCCUGGCAUGCUAUGGAGGGCUCCAUGCUAACGCUGAGCCUGGCUAACUGGAUGGAGCUUCCCGGACUCAAACUGAAGGACUGGAUGAGAGACAAACGCAGAAAUGUACGAAAUGACCGCGCCACACCAGCAGAGAUAGCGUCCUACUAUGAACACUAUGUUUCCCAGAUGUCCCUGGAGCAGAGCUUUGCCUGUGGGACCACCGUUACCUCUGUCACCAGGCAGCCCGGCAACCCGGAUGGGUCGCCGCCCUGCUGGAGAGUAACGGGACUACAGCGGCGAGAGGGGGAGGAGCUUGGAGGUGGUUCCUGUGUUUCUGAGGAGGUGCCUUUCUCCUUGUUGGCCCACAGCGUGGUGCUGGCCACGGGCACACACGAUAUCCCGGCCAGGCUCAGCGUGGAGGGUGAGUCCCUACCCUUUGUCUGCCACUCUUUCUGGGAGCUGGAGGCGGCCAUCUCCCGCGGUGAGCUCGAUCAGUCGUCCGACCCCAUACUGGUGGUGGGGGCGGGGCUUACAGCAGCCGACGCUGUGCUGGCUGCCCACCAUCUCAACACACCCGUCUACCACGCCUUCAGGAGAUCAGUCACCGACCCCGGCCUUAUCUUCAACCAGCUGCCUAAGUUGCUUUACCCGGAGUACCACAAGGUUCACCAGAUGAUGACUCAGCAGCAGCACCAGACAAACCCUCAGCCUCAGAACCACGCCCAGAACUACCAUCCCCGCUCCACCCUUUCUUCUCCUUCCUUCCCUUCUCCAUCCUCCCCUACCACCACCUCCUCACCAUCUUCACCUUCCUCCUCCUAUCCAGGCUACCUGAGCUUUCCACGCCACAGAGUUGUGGCGUUCCGACCUGACCAGAAGUGCGUGCUGGAGUCGGACUCUGGUGAGCGGGUGGUGGUCCAGGUCUCCAAGGCGCUGGUUCUGAUUGGCGCAAACCCCAAUCUUUCCUUUCUGAAAGACAACGGCCGCCCGCUUGGUAUCUACCCUGAGGAACCGAUCACAUGCCGGAGGAACCCCAUCGAAGUGGACCCGUUUACAAACAAGGUGGUGGCAGCGGAGGGGCCGGGCAUGUACGCCAUGGGGCCGCUAGUCGGCGAGAACUUCGUCAGGUUCCUGAAAGGAGGAGCGCUGGCCAUCGCUAGCGACCUCACCAAGAGACAGAGGGAGGAACAGGGGAGAGGAGAAGGAGGUCUGAGCACAGACAGAAUCAUGGACAGAUGGAUGGACAGACAGGUGACCUCCCAGACAGAUGCAGAUGUGUGUGUUCUCAACUCAUAGCCGUUUUACUGGGUAAGGUCGAGUGGACUGAAGCAAACCGGCCUGCUGUGAUUGAUCAAAAGCCAUACAGAAAAUCAUGAAUGCGCUGCAGAGGCAUAAUUCAGUCAACAUCUGACUGGCCUUUGGAUCAUCAAAUUGUAACGGUAGAAACUUACAUGUUUACCACCUUGAAAUCCUUCCGUGACUGUAGCUACUCUAUGUAAAUAUAUGAGAAUAUUAAAAAUCAGAUUUUAAUGCAGAUUUAUUUUUUACAUGAACUCAUAGCAAUAAAUUUUAAUAAGCAUGUCUUCACCUCCUCAGACCUGCGUGCAUUUUAAAUUUCUCCAACUAUUUAAAAUUAGUAGGACAUGAAUUAGUAGCCAUGAAUGUGGCUGUUCAUAGCUUGCGACUUCUGCUAUUGAUUAACUACGUAUGUCAAGCUACAAACAUUAAAGCAUAAACAACCAUAUAAUUUAAUGAUGUUUUGUAUUUCAUCCAGUUUUAUCUGAGCUGUAGAAUUUUUCGACAGAAAAUGCCACAUUCUUGUCUUGAUUAUUGUAUCAUGCUUUUGUCAGCAGUAGAUGACACUAAUAAGUUCCCAGUGCAGUAAAUCCAAAGUGAGGGUGCAGAUAGAGAGAAGGUUAAUGCAGAAAUAACAGCUCAGUUUAGGUCCUCAUCACCCAAAGAGCCUUAAUCACAACAUUAACUUAAAGGCUAAUGAGUCAGCAUCAUAUGGGACCAAAAAAAACAUGCGGUGCUGCAGCUUUUUAACUGCAAGGACUAUUGCCAUAUUUCCGUAAUUUCUUGGGUCUCGUGUGUAAUGUUGCAACACUACACUGUCCCAAACAGUUAUUUCCUGUUUCUUUCUUUAUAUCAUUUUCUGUGUAUGUUUGUAUAUUAUGGGUUUUGUGAAUCUGUGGUGCUUUAUUUUUCUACAUUAGUGUUUUUUUAAUCAUGUAACUGUACCUAGCUAGCACCUUUGUACAUCUUUGAUGAUUCUGAAAAUAUUUUUUACAACAGAAAAAAAAUCCAUAUUUUUUUAAAUCUUCUCAGUGAAAAUGUUUACUUUGCAGGUUUUGUAACAUCAGAGUUCGACAUUGUAAACAGUAACACUGGUUUUAAAGGCUAGUUUGCAUCUGUCUAGCACUGUCAUUAUGUCAUUUACACAAUGUACCACUUCUGCAAAUUGCAGUAACACUGAAUCAUGUGUGAAUCUUAAUGCUGAAAAUAUACAUUUUCUUUGA